AUGCAUAACUUUAGGUCAUUUUGGCGAAGACGUGGACUAAAGUUUCCUGGGAGUGUCAGCAUCGUUCCCAACAAUUCAUCGUCAGCUAUCUCGUCUGCUGAAGGCAAAGUGGUUGUUGGUGCCCGCUACAACUAUACUAGUCUUGUAACUAGCCAACCCUACCACCCACAACAACAACAACAACAGCAACAUCACCAACAACAUAAUAAUUCAACUGCGCCUAUGCUACCUUCUCAAUACCCACCGUCAUCACACACACUAUCAUUUUCUCCCAAAAAGAAGAAAAAAUCUCGCGAAGUCAUGUCAACCGCUGCAUCAUCGUCCCUUCACCAGCGUUCUACGCCUUCACCACACAAAUCCUUUGAUGCGUUUUUGAAGGAUACGAACGAUGAAUGGAGUGACGAACUUGGGUAUGACAGCUUACCAAAAGGUGGCAUUACUGGCUCACCAGCAUUACAUCCGCCUUCUUCAACGCCACAGGAACGAAAAGGGACGUCGCCAUUGUCCAUCGAACCGGAUACUGCCCAUGAUCUUGUAAAAACAAAAAAGUUCAAGGAUAUUCUCUCACAAGCAAAUGUAGAUUUAGGUAUUGGGAAGGGAAGACCUUUAACAUAUGGCUAUUUACCGUGCAACUCGGCAAGACGAGUGACAGCAUUAGCACAAAAGCGGAAAGAAUACGCAGAUAGUGUAGCUGCGUCCUAUGCCCGGGGUACAGCAGGCUUGGAUCAAGCACUGUGGCACCAAAUUCAUAUUGAUAUCCCCCGCACUAAUCCAGGUGUUCCGUUGUACCAAUACGAGGCUACACAACUGUGUUUAGAGCGCAUUUUAUACCAAUGGGCAAUCAGGCAUCCGGCAAGCGGAUAUGUUCAAGGCAUCAAUGACUUGGUAACCCCCAUAUUUGAGGUCUUCCUGUCUGCCUAUAUCGAUGACGAUCCUGAGGAGUAUGACGUGAGCCAAUUGGACCCAGCAGUUUUAUCUGUGAUAGAAGCCGAUAGCUUCUGGUGUCUGUCGAAAUUGCUGGAUGGCAUACAAGAUAAUUACACAUUUGCACAGCCAGGUAUCCAACGACAAGUGGCAACUCUUAAAGAUUUGGUGUCCCGAAUUGACGCUCGUCUUGCAAGCCACCUGCAGCAAGAAGGUAUUCAAUUCAUCCAGUUUGCCUUCCGCUGGAUGAACUGUCUGUUGAUGCGUGAAAUGCCACUGAGGAGCACAGUGCGGAUGUGGGAUACGUAUCUUGCCGAAGGGUCGUCUGAAGGAUUCUCGGAAUUCCAUGUUUAUGUAUGUGCGGCUUUCCUGGUUAAAUGGUCGGAGCAGCUGCAGACGCAGGACUUUCAGGGCAUCAUGAUUUUUCUUCAACAACUGCCGACACAGGACUGGAACGAGCAGGAUGUCGAACUGCUUCUGUCUGAAGCUUACAUGUGGAAGACCUUGUUCCAUAAUGCGCCUAGUCAUCUCAAAUGA
This is a messenger RNA of Zychaea mexicana, 1461 nucleotides long. RefSeq names its product rab-GTPase-TBC domain-containing protein. Gene Ontology annotation, biological process: activation of GTPase activity. Gene Ontology annotation, molecular function: GTPase activator activity. The coding region runs from base 1 to 1461 and encodes 486 amino acids. The transcript has 8 exons. Gene Ontology annotation, cellular component: Golgi apparatus. Lineage: Eukaryota; Fungi; Mucoromycota; Mucoromycetes; Mucorales; Lichtheimiaceae. The record is from RefSeq and is a predicted model, not a curated record.